Entrophospora candida is the source of this 441-nucleotide messenger RNA. The record is from the annotation of a GenBank genome assembly. NCBI's taxonomy places the organism in Eukaryota, Fungi, Glomeromycota, Glomeromycetes, Entrophosporales, Entrophosporaceae.
AUGGAUAAACAAUCAUCGUUAAUAAAAAAUUUAUUCUUGGAAAACCUGUUGCCAAAAUUAUUUAUCUUUGAUCUUGACUAUACGAUCUGGCCUUUAUGGAUCGAUACACAUGUUUCUGGUCCUGUUUUCAAAGCUGACCCAAAGAAACCUUUUAUUGCUCUUGAUGGAUAUUCCACAAAAAUUCAAUUAUAUAAUGAUGUUCCUAAAAUAUUUCAACUUAUAAAAGGUUGUUCAGAUACCAAGUUAGCAGUUGCUUCCAGAACCGAAGAACCAGAAUGCGAAAUGAUUUUUUUUGAUGAUGAAUCACGAAAUAAAAAUGUUCAACAGGAAUUAGGUGUUUAUUUUGUCUAUGUAAAAAAUGGAUUAACAAUGGAACUUUUUUUGAAUUCAAUAAAAAAUUUUGCUAAACUUAAAAAACAACAAUUAAAAGAAGAAAAAUAA